AUGGGGUCCAGAAAUGAGGCACCGAAUUGGGCGGAUCAGUGGGGCGCAAGUGGGGGCGAUGAGGCCAAGGCCAAAGGCGGGGGGAAGAAGAUGGCCAAUGUGAAGGCCGUGGCUUGGGCGAGCCUGGACAAGGCCAAGGCUGCGGCGACCGUGGGAGCGCAGAAGGUCAAGAGCGGGGCCAGCAUGGGCAUCAAGUGGGUCAAGACGCAGUACCAGAAGCGGACCUCCAAGUGACUUGCAAGCUAUCAGCAGCGUGGAUGCCUUCCAAGUUUGUUUAGGAAAAGCUUGAUCUGGAUUUCUUAUUCCAUUUAAGAUUUGAUGCUGAUUUCUGAAACCUUCUUGUUUAAUUAGUUCUUAACGCUGGCUCCCGUGAUGCUUUUUUGACCAAAAUGUUUUGAAUUAAUGCUGGUUUUAAAAUCAAGAAAAAACCCUACUUCUUGCAUGCA
This is a messenger RNA of Phoenix dactylifera (date palm), 446 nucleotides long. RefSeq lists its product as uncharacterized. The record is from RefSeq and is a predicted model, not a curated record. NCBI's taxonomy places the organism in Eukaryota, Viridiplantae, Streptophyta, Magnoliopsida, Arecales, Arecaceae.